Molecule: messenger RNA, 10530 nt
Organism: Anguilla anguilla (European eel)
Lineage: Eukaryota; Metazoa; Chordata; Actinopteri; Anguilliformes; Anguillidae
Product: collagen alpha-3(VI) chain-like
Exons: 46
Coding region: 264-9743 (3159 amino acids)
Molecular function (GO): protein binding; serine-type endopeptidase inhibitor activity
Source: RefSeq, a predicted model, not a curated record
UCGACCCAAAGUCUGCGCCACAGCUCCUUCAGUGGGUCAGCGUGAAGGUCUCUCACUGUCCCCACACAGAGCGUGCUCUCUCUCAGGUCCUGCUUCGUCUCUUGCACCCCUGCCUCAGCGGUUUCUCCCCCAGGGAGCGGUGACACUGCAGAGGGGGACGCCAGGAGGAGAAUGACCCUUGGGAAAAAUCGUUGUCACUUUUAAAAAUUGUGGAAUACAGCAGUUUUAUCUCAGGGUGGUCUGUUUGGUGCUUUGGUAGAAAGAUGAGGAAACGCUGGUUCUUGUCGUUUUGCGCUCUUCUUUGCGUGGCGAUCUCAGGCCUGGUCCCCGACACCCAUGCUCAGGAUGAUGGCAGACCAGCGCUGGCUGCAGAUAUAUACUUUCUAGUGGAUUCAUCGUGGAGCAUUGGACAAGAGAAUUUUCAGUACGUCAGACAGUUUCUGUUCAGUGCGGUAAAGACUCUGAGCGAGUGGAGCGAUGGGUUCCGCUUCGCCCUGGUGCAGUACAGCGGCUCCCCCAAAACGGAGUUCCGGUUAAACACGUACCAGGCCCCGCAGGACGUCCUGGCCCACAUUAGGAGCCUGGCGUACCGGGGGGGAGGCACCCGAACGGGGCGGGGCCUGGAUUUCCUGAUAAAGAACCACCUGACCGUGGCGUCCGGCAGCCGGGCCGCAGAAGGGGUCCAGCAGGUGGUGGUGGUCCUUACGGAUGGGCGUUCCCAGGACGACGUGGCCCCGCCCUCUUCCGUGCUGAAAAUGGCCGGCGUGGACGUGUUUGCGGUGGGGGUGCAGGACGCGGCGAUGUGGGAGCUCAGGGAGAUGGCUAGCGCGCCCCUGGACAUGCACGUGUACAACGUAGACAGUUUUACUGCCCUAUCGAACAUAGUCCAAGACUUAGUGGUCAAUCUGGGUGCGGCUGCAGGUUUUCCAGUGGCAGCUGAAGCCACUGGGAUAAUACAAGAUGUGACAGCACAAGAGUCAGCUGAUCUUGUAUUCUUAAUUGAUGGAUCAGAGAACGUUGGGGCCGCCAACUUCCCACAAGUCCGGGAUUUGGCACUCAGCAUCGUUGAGAGGCUUGAUGUGGGAAGGGACGCCAUCCGUGUGGCCGUCAUUCUGUAUAGUGCGGACCCUGAGGUUCAGUUCUAUCUUAAUAGUUACGACAGCAAAACGGCUGUCAUGGACGCCAUCAAGGGGCUUAGCUUCACGGGCGGAGAGGAGGCCAACUUGGGGGCAGCUCUCCAGGAGGUCGCCGAUACCCUCCUGACCCCCCAAGCGGGGGGUAGGUCGGAAGACGGGGUUCCGCAAGCUGUCGUGGUAAUCAGCGCUGGAGCAUCCAGCGACGAUCUCAGUUUGGGUGACAGGGCCCUAAAGCAAGCGAGUGUUUUUGUUUUUGGCGUGGCCGCUGGCGAUGAAAGCACCGUGCAGCUGGAAGGUAUUGCCACGGACAGGAGCUUUGUGUUGUCGGCGCCCAGUGUCAAUACUGUGGCCACUCUGGGGGACCAGCUGCUGCCAUACAUUAAUGGGGUGGCGCAACGCACCAUUGUCUUACACACCGAAGUGAUCGAAGACGUGGCUGUUGAGAGGAGGGACAUCAUUUUCCUUAUAGAUGGGAGCCAGAAUAUGGGUGGCACCCACUUCAAUGCCAUCCGUGAAUUCAUCAAAAAGUUUGUCGAUAUCAUGCCCAUUGGACCUGAUCAGGUACAGGUGGGUGUAGCCCAGUUCACCAACACCCCCAAGCUGGAGAUGGACCUGAACACGCACAGUACCAAAGAGUCCCUUAGCACUGCAGUCGGGAAGAUGCGCAUAAAGGGCGGCACUCAGGAGGUCAACAUUGGGGCUGCCCUGGAUUUCGUCAGGACCCAGAUGCUGCGGGCUGAUAAAGGGAGCCGCAUCGGCCAGAGGGUGCCCCAGCUGGUGCUGCUCUUCUCAGCCAAGAAGGCCAGCGACACCGUCGCCCAGCAGGCCACGGACCUCCACCGAAUGGGCGUCCUGACCAUGGCUGCUGGCUCCAAGAAUGCAGACGAGGAGGAACUGAAGACGAUCGCUUUCGACAAGAGCCUGGUCUUCAUGCUGAAGGACUUCCGUGGACUGGCCCGCAACCCCACGAUGCUCAUCUCUCCGCUCUCCACAAUCUCCGGAGUUGUCGUGACUGAGCGACCAACAGAGUCAAUUGAAAUAACAACGGUGGAGACCCAACGCAUCAUCAGAGAUAUUGUCUUCUUGGUGGACGGGUCUGACUACGUUGGAGAGGCCGGUUUCGCUCAUGUGCGUGACUUCAUCUCCCGCAUAGUGAACCAGCUGGAUGUGCGCCCAGAGAGGGUGCAGAUUGCCCUGAUGCAGUUUGCAAGGGAACAGCGCACAGAGUUCUACCUGAGUACUUACAACAACAAGAAGGAUGUUCUGGAUGCCGUGGCUCGGAUCAGGCCAAUGGGAGGAGAUGUUAUUUACACAGGGGCAGCCCUAGAGUUUGCCUUGGAAAACCUCUUUCAGCCAUCAGCUGGGUCCAGGAGAAGACAAGGGGUCCCGCAGGCAGUAGUUCUCAUCACUGGAGGCCCACCUCAAGAUGAAGUCAAACGGGUUGCCGAUAAGGUAGCAGUGGAGGGAGUUCUGACCUACACAGUUGGUGCUGGCCAGGUGGAUGAAAAUAUCUUGAAAACUGUUGCCUUUGUGCCCACCUUGGCUUAUUAUGUGAGCAGAUUCGAUGACCUGACAAGUGUUGUUGAAAACAUCAUGACACCUUUAAUCACAGUGGUGGGAGACACAGACACUAUUAUCACCGAAGUAGAAACUACUGAAGGCAAGAGGGACGUGGCAUUUCUCAUUGAUGGCUCUGAUGCUGUCGGAAGUGAUUUCCAGUACAUCAAGGACUUCAUUCUGAAUGUUAUCGAACCUCUCAACGUUGGAAUUGAUAAUGUGCGGGUUGCUGUGGUUCAGCACAGUGAGAGCCCCUCACCCAAUUUUUACCUGGACACUUACAAAACCAAAGAGGAUGUGUCUUUGGCCAUCAACACCAUGGGACUGGCUGGCGGUCGAACUCUGAACACAGGGGGAGCUCUGCAAUUCAUGAAGGACACGGUCUUUUCUGCAGAACGGGGCAGCAGAGCAGCUCAGAAUGUUCCCCAGUUCCUGAUUGUUCUGACUGCAGGAAAAUCAAGGGACAAUGUGAGAGGACCUGCUGGGGCACUGAAGACAGAAGGAGUCUUGCCCUUCGGAGUGGGGGUGAGGGAUGCAGACCAGAGUCAGAUUGCAGCAAUCUCCCACAAUCCUUCCUUUGCAUUCACGGUGAAGGAAUUCAGCCAGCUUAACAGGGUUCAGAAGCAACUGGGGAGUUUCGUCACCCUUUCCGAAGAGAACUUGAAGACGGUGAUAGAGCAAGGUGACAGCCAGGGUCCAAAGAAGGAUGUCGUCUUUCUGGUUGAUGGUUCCGAUGCCACCAGGCAGCAAUUCACAGCCAUCCAGGAAUUCAUCCGCAGGGUCGUGGAAAAUCUCAACGUUGGAGAGAACAAAAUCCGGAUUGGUGUGGUGCAGUACAGUGAUGCUGCAAGUGGGGAUAUCUACCUGAACUCCCAUACGACCAAGGAAGGCGUCUUAAAUGCCAUAAAAGGCCUGAGACACAGAGGGGGUAGGCAGCGUAAUUUGGGGAGGGCUAUAGAGUUUGUCAGCCGGGAUGUAUUAGUCCCCACACGUGGAGGCAGAAGACCAGACGGCGUCCCACAGUUUGUGAUUGCAGUCUCAGGGGGCAGAUCUUCAGAUGAUGUUACAGGUCCAGCCACAAAAUUAAAACAGUCAGGGGUGGUGCCAUUCAGUAUUGGAACCAGAGAUGUAGGUUCCCAGGAGCUUCAAAUGGUUUCCUAUGUUCCACAAUACGCUUACACUAUUGAUAAUUUCCCUGGCCUAUUUACCAUUCAGGACGGACUCAUCUCCACUCUGACAGAACUGUCAGAUGAAGAAAUUAGGAUUUUGCAACCCCAUUACCCAACAGUUUCACAGCCUGGAGACAAGAGGGAUGUGGUCUUCCUUAUUGAUGGAUCCACUACAGUGCGUAGUGAAUUCCCAAACAUCCGGGAUAUGAUCGGGAGGGUUGUAGACAAGCUGGAUGUAGGCCUGGACAAGGUGAGGGUCUCUGUGGUCCAAUACAGUGAAGAACCCAAGGUGGAGUUCCUCCUCAAUGAACAUUCCACUCCGGAGGAAUUGCGAGGAGCAGUGCGGAAGAUAAGGAACAAGGGAGGAAACAGACUGAACACAGGCCGAGCUUUGGACUGGGUGUCCAAAAACAUCUACCAGAGGUCAGCUGGCAGCAGGAUCGAAGAGGGGGUCCCGCAGUUCCUCGUACUGGUCACCGGGGGCAAGUCCUCAGACGACGUCUCGGGUCCAGCCAAUCAGCUGAAGUUAAGCCCGAUUGCUCCUCUUGCCAUUGGAAGCAGGAAUGCCAACGCUGAUGAGCUGCGGCUCAUAUCUUUGAAACCUGAAUACGCCUUCACAGUUACAGAUUUUCAAGAACUCCCCAAUAUUGAGCAACGCCUGCUAGCACCAGUGAAAACCUUGACAACAACAGAUAUAAUUUCCAUUCGUACUCCAGUGGACGUGGGUAAUAUCUCGCUUGGAAAAAAGGACAUUGUUUUCCUCAUUGACGGAUCAGACAGUGUGGGCUCCAGUGGUAUUGCCCACAUCCGGGACUUCAUACUGAAAGUGCUCCAGCAACUGGAUAUUAGUUCUGACCAGGUCCGCGUGGGCGUUGUUCAGUACAGCGACAGCCAGCAGACGCAGUUCUCUCUCAACUCCUUUGACAAGAAGCCUGACGUUCUGGCGGCGGUGAAGAGGCUCCGCCUCAUGGGUGGGCGGUCUGCCAACCUGGCCGAAGCCAUCGAUUACGUGUUACAAAACGAGCUCAAGCAAUCGGCGGGUGUCAGGCCAUCUGAGGCCUCCCAGCACUUGGUGGUGCUCACCGGGGGUCGGUCCCCAUCAGACGUCUCGCCUUAUGGCCCGCUGCUCAAGGAAAGGCAGGUUAAUUGCAUAGGAGUUGGUGCCGGUGCGGCUGACUCCAGGCAGCUGUCUCAGAUUGCCACCUCCCCAGCGGAUGUACUUCAGAUUCCCAGUUUCCCAGGGCUGGCCGGUAUUCAGGAGAGGUUCGUUGCCAGGCUUAGUAGCAAGGGACCUACAGGUGACAUUGAACCCACAGAUUUUGAUGACACAGGUUUAUCCCCUAAAGUAGCCGACAUUGUAUUUUUGGUGGACGGUUCAAUAAACCUUGGCAGAGACAAUUUCAAAGAAGUUAUGGAGUUCAUCAUGAACCUUGUUGACCUAUUUUUCACGGAGAGAGACAACCUGCAGAUUGGCCUGGCUCAUUAUGCUGCAGACGUGACUGACGUGUUUUACCUUAACACCUACAAGAACAAGAAUGACAUCGUUGAUGCCAUCACCAGGACGGAGUACAGAGGAGGUCAGAGGCUCAACACCGGUGCCGCCAUUAAGUACGUUCAGGGGACUCAUUUCACCAAGGAGAAGGGAAGCAGGAAAGAUGAGGGCGUGCCCCAGAUCCUGAUGCUCAUUAAGGGCGGGAAGUCUAAUGACGACGGGAAGUCGGCUGCCCUGGGUCUCCAAAAGGCUGGUGUUCGGAUCUACGCCGUCGGGGUGGGCGACAUUGAGGACGAGCUUUCCAGCCUGGGGAGUGAGGCAACCACUGUGCACAGAGCCAGAACUUUCCAGGAGCUCUCUGAACUUAACGAACAGAUCUUGCAGACUCUGGACGAUGACGUGAAGGGCCAGAAACACUGCACAGCGGAGCAAGAGCCCACAAGGGUCUGCAAGGUUGAGGUGCUGGUGGGUUUUGACGUGUCAGCACAGAACAUCUUUAGUGCCCAAAGGUCUCUGGAAUCCAAAAUGGGUGCCAUCCUCCAGAGGAUUAUGCAGAUGCAAGCCAUCAGCUGCACAUCUGGACAGGCUCCCUCUGUGCAGGUCGGCAUCCUGGCCAUGGACUCCGCCUCCGAACCCGUCCAAUUGGACUUCACAGGAGACCACGCCCAGCUUUUUGACUCCUUCAAAGCCCUCCGCACCCGCGGCCCUUACGUCCUCAAUGCCAAGACCAUUGAUGCCUACACCGCCAGAUUCCGCAACAGAGCCACAGAUGUUGUUAGAGUUGUGAUACACCUGACAGAUGGUCUGGAUGGACAGUUUGCGCAGAUGAAGGAGCGUAUUGAGGCUCUCCGUGUUUCAGGUGUGAACAGUUUCAUCCUGGUUGGCCUGGAGAGAGUUCCCCGGUUUGAAGAUGCUGUGCUGCUGGAGUUCGGCCGGGGCUUCCGCUAUACCAAACCUCUGCGUGUCAACCUGCUGGACCUGGACUACGAGCUUAUGGAGGAACUGGACAACAUUGCAGAAAGAGAAUGCUGCUCGGUGCCAUGCAAGUGCACUGGACAGAGGGGGGAUCGAGGAGCUGUUGGAGCUUCUGGACCUAAGGGUGGACCUGGAGGGGAGGGCUACAGAGGACAUCCUGGAGAUGAAGGCGGCCCUGGUGAGAGAGGUCCCCCAGGUGUGAAUGGAACCCAGGGAUUCCAGGGCUGUCCAGGACAGAGGGGCGUCAAGGGCUCUCGGGGAUACUCCGGAGAAAAGGGAGAAUUUGGAGAAAUCGGUCUGGAUGGAAUCAAUGGGGAGGAGGGAACAAGUGGAGUGGCAGGACCUCCAGGAGACAGAGGAAACCCAGGAAAUAGGGGUCCUAAAGGUGCUAAAGGCCAGGCUGGAGAUCAAGGAGAGACUGGCCUUAGAGGAGACCCAGGUGUAACUGGAGAAGACAACAAAAAGAGAGGACCAAAGGGUGACCCAGGCGAUGUCGGACCAGUGGGAGAAGCAGGAUCGAAUGGAGAGCAAGGUGGCCCUGGUGAACCAGGCAGGAGGGGUGCUGAUGGGAGGAGAGGUCCCCCUGGACAACCUGGGCCUGCUGGGAAACCAGGAGCUGAUGGUGUGGAGGGAGAGCCAGGCAUUGGAGGGUCUCGGGGCCCGCCUGGACCAAUGGGAACUCCAGGAACCAGAGGGGAGGAUGGGAACCCUGGACCCAGGGGUGCUGGAGGACCUUCAGGAGGUCCUGGUGAAAAGGGUAGAAGAGGAUCUGUUGGCCGCAAGGGUGAACCAGGAGAUCCUGGUCCUAAAGGUGUGGCUGGACCCCUGGGACCUCGCGGAGAGCCUGGUGAUGACGGCAGAGAUGGCUUUGGAAUCCCUGGACCUAAAGGAAGAAGUGGUGACGAAGGAUUCCCAGGGUUCCCUGGUCCGAAGGGUGCAGCGGGUGACCCAGGCCCUCAGGGAGGCCCAGGUCCAAGAGGAAACCGUGGACAGCGGGGUGUUGCUGGUAAUCCUGGUGAUCCUGGUCAGAAAGGGGAUGUUGGAUACCCUGGACCUCAUGGCCUGAAAGGACCAAGAGGACCUGGCGUGGUGCAAUGUGAAUUGGUGAAGAAGAUCAGAGAUAACUGCCCUUGCUGCUAUGGCGCUCAGGAGUGCCCGCUGUACCCCACUGAGCUGGCAUUCGCCCUGGACGUGUCGGACGGCACAGCCGGCCCAGCCUUCAACAACAUGAGGGAAGCGGUGCUCAAGCUGCUGGGCGGCAUCACCAUCUCCGAGAGCAACUGCCCCCGGGGGGCGCGGGUGGCCCUGACCCUGUACAACCAGGAGGUGACCACGGAGGUGCGCUUCGCCGACGCGCUGAAGAAGAGCAGCCUGCUGCAGCGCAUCGAAGGCUUGCAGCCCCUUCAGACCCGCAAGCCGCGCAGCCUGGAGAACGCCAUGAACUUCCUGGCCCAGAACACCUUCAAGCGCGUGCGCAGCGGCUUCCUCAUGCGCAAGGUGGCCGUCUUCUUCGUCAAUGGUGCUGUCAAGACCUCCCCGGCCUUCAGCGCCGCCGCCCUCCGCCUAUACGAUGCCGGCAUCGCCUCCGUCUUCAUCACAAACCGCGAGGACCGCUCGCUCUCCCAGGCCCUGAAGGUCAACAACACUGUGCUGGCUCAGGUCAUUGCUCUCCCCGCUCCUAGCAAUGCACAGUAUAACUCAGCCAUCGAGAAGAUCAUGAGCUGCCAUAUCUGUCUGGACUUCUGCUCACCCAGCCCGGUCUGUGACUUCAUCCCCCCUUCAUCGACGAGAGACAGACGCUCCUUCACCACUGACUUGGACAUUGAUGUGGCCUUCGUGAUGGACAGCUCUCAGAGCACCUGGCCCGCGGUAUUCAUGGAGAUGAAGCGCUACAUCGCCCACAUCAUCGACCAGCUUCAGAUCGCCUCCGACCCCAAGACCUCGGUAAACCACGCCCGUGUGGCGGUGGUCCAGCACGCCCCCUACGAGUUCAGUGCCAAUGGCACCGGUGCCCCCGUACGGGUGGACAUAGACCUGACCGACCACGGCUCCAAGGAGGACAUCAUGGACUUCCUGCAGGACAAGGUGACCCAGCUGGAGGGCUCUCUGUCGCUGGGCAAUGCCAUAGAGUACACCAUCGAGAACGUGUUUGAGAAGGCCCCGCACCACCGCGACCUGAAGCUCAUCGUGCUGAUGGUGACGGGUCCUGUCUGGCCACAGGAUGAGGAGAAGCUGGUGCGCCUGUCCACUGAGGCCAAGUGCAAGGGCUACUUCCUGGUAAUCCUUGGUGUGGGCGAGCACCUGGGUGUCACUGACGCCCGCAUCCUCGCUCGCAUGGCCAGCGAGCCCGCCAGUGUCUUCUUCAAGAGGAUAAAUGGCGCCACCCAGUUCUACGACCCGCACAUUCAGCGCUUUGGGCUCCUCCUUCCCAAAUACAUCAGCAUGGAGCACGCCUUCUAUAUGUCUCCUGAAGUUUCCAAGAACUGUCAGUGGUACCUGAGUGACCAGCCCUGGAAAUUUCCCUUCAAACACGCCCAAAAGAAAGAGGAGCAUCAGAAGCACCAUGUGAACCAGGUUGUGCAUCCAGCUAAGAGCAAAGAAGUGGAUACGGAGGAACUACACGUGGCCAACGUGACGUCCAGCAGCCUUAGGCUCCGCUGGUCCAGCUCCGACAGCAAGGGCAUGGCCCGCUACGAGGUGACCGUGAUGCGGCUGAGCGACCACUCCCUGGCCCUGCAGAAGAACGUGACGGGAACGGAGCUCCUGCUGGAGGGCCUGGAGAGCGCGCAGAAUUACCAAGUGGUGGUGGUCGUGUACGCGCAGGGCAAGCCUGUGCACACGCACAAGGGCAUCGUCAGUACCAAAGCAGCUGAGAAAAAGACAGUGGCUCCUGCCGAAGUGACUGCUACUCUUUCCACUGCUCCACUGGACAAACCAGAGCUAGCUAAUGAAAAUGCAGACCCGUGCGCACUUGAUUUUGACUUCGGAAUGCCAUGCAAAGACUAUAAGGCUAAGUGGUUCUUUGACAAAAAGCACGGGAUCUGUACCCAGUUCUGGUAUGGUGGUUGUGGAGGGAAUGCCAAUAGGUUCGAGACUGAAGCCCAGUGCAUGAGACGCUGCUUGAAAACAUCACCAGAACCCCAGGCCGGUGAGCAGCAGGAAGAGACCUCAGACCCACCUGCCCCAGCUGCCCUUUUCGGGGUGAACAUCUGCCAGCUCCCCAAGGAAGAGGGUUCAUGUGCAAAGUUUGUCCUCAAGUGGCACUACGACUUCCCCAGCAAGAGCUGCACCCGCUUCUGGUAUGGAGGCUGCGAAGGCAACCAGAACCGCUUCGACACCCAGGAGGAGUGCCUGAAGACCUGCGGGACAGCAGUGCCUGGCAAGCAAAAAAUCAUGGCAGCAAUGAAAACAUAGGAGAACAUCGGUGAAGAAAAUCAACUUUUACCUCUGUGGUGAUUCUGAGGAUAUCAAAUUAAAUGACCAAAACAGAAGAGCAAAGAAACAAUGACUGCACUGAUCCUGCAAAGGAUUCACUUGCAAAGCCUUGAAGUAGUCAUUUUUUUCUUUUCUGUCACAAUAAAGAAAUGAACCCAAAAAGGAAGAGGAUAAAAAGAGUGCUGCAUGAUUUUCGUACUGGUGCUAUACGCGUUUGCCAAUGGAGUUGUUGACCUUGUCCAGUUUGUAUUUUAAAGGUUCUGGAACAUGUACACAACUGUUUUCAAAAAUUAGGUGCAUUUUUUUAUAAUUUAAAACAAAAAACUGUAUGAAUAUCUUGGUCAGAGAAAUUUUUAUAAAACUUUUCUUUUUAACUGGCAUUACCGUAUUAAAUAAAAUAACUUCUUUAUUAGCAAAACACAGAUUUCAGACAGAUACUUUUUUCAGUAUUUUUAGACUCAUUCUGAGCCACUUGGCUAUGCUUUAGGAUUUCACUUUCAGCAAUAAAGAUUUACAUGGUAUAGAUUCUUUGGUUGUGUUUACAUAACUCUAAGUGAAAAUAUGUAUAUGAUGACAGUCACUCAGCAAUAGCAAACAGACAUGAUGUGUUGUAAAUGCACUUCUGGAACCCUUGCUUCACAAACAUGUUCCAGUUCUUAAAUAUGGAAUGUACUUGUCAAACUGAUAUUUUUUUGUUUGUUGAAUUUUUUGUUUUAUUUGGGGGGAGGGGAUGGGGAAUAAAAAUUAGACUUUCUAAUAAACUUAA